AUGUCUACCGAUGAAACGAAACAACCAACGGGCAUGCAUGUCGGUGACGAAGGCGCGAGUGUAGUGAGCCAAGAAUAUAGAAUGGAUGCUGUUUCAUUCCCGCGCUUGAAUCCGCCGAAUAUGACAGAUAGUAACAUCGAGUCGUAUUUCAUGUCCCUCGAGUUCUGGUUCGCUGCGACGGGUAUCGGACAUGACACGAAGAAAUACCACAUCGUCAUGGCCCAGGUACCGCCCGAGAAACUGAACGAACUGCGUUCCAUCAUAGAUGCCACACCCUCGUCCGACAAAUAUCCCUAUAUAAAAGCGAGGUUAAUAGCACAUUUUGCAGAUAGCCAGCAAAAACGUCUGCAAAAAGUUUUGUCCGACAUGCCACUCGGUGACAUGAAACCCAGCCACUUAUUCAAUGAGAUGCGUAGAGUCGCUGGUGCUGCGUUAUGCGAAACUAUUUUGUUGGAUUUAUGGGCCGCUAGACUACCACCGCACGCCCAAGCCGCCGUUAUCGCAUCACAAGGAAAUGCGAGCGAAAAAAAUCGCAUUGCGGAUGCAAUCGUCGAAUCGAUGAACCUUCGAACCAUAACCUCCAUCGAAACGCCGAACCCGAGAUCUACACAAGCCGAACCAUCAACAACUUCUGGCAUCGAGGCUUUGCAAAUAGAAAUUGCACAGCUUACAAAGCGAUUUGAUAGAGCUUUUUCUGCUAGGAACCGAUCCCGCUCCCGUAGUAGAUACGACUACUCAUCUCGUGAAACACCAACCGUUGACGGUCCAUGCUGGUAUCAUCGAACUUUCGGGCGCGAGGCCCGAACGUGCCGAAAACCUUGUAACUUCCACCUCACCACAUCAUCGACUUCGUCCCGUCAAUGA
Messenger RNA from Uranotaenia lowii, 864 nucleotides. RefSeq lists its product as uncharacterized. The coding region runs from base 1 to 864 and encodes 287 amino acids. The transcript has a single exon. Lineage: Eukaryota; Metazoa; Arthropoda; Insecta; Diptera; Culicidae. The record is from RefSeq and is a predicted model, not a curated record.